CUAUCGUCGUGCGGCCUAUGAAUGGAGGACAUUGGAUCAUGUAAUGUCGCGGAGUAGCGGUUUCUAGUUCUAGUAGAUGUUCGUUGAGGUAUAAUACUCGUCUCAGUGUCCUGCCGCGGCAAGUACUUACUUGUUGGCGAGACCAGCAGGCAGCAAGUCGCGCAGAUACUAAUGGAAUGACGAAUUCCACAAGUGGUAGUGCACCGCCUCAUCUCGCAGGUGGAGGUCCCUCCCCUGCCUACAGCCCGGGUGGACAACGAGCUCCUGCUGGUGCAACUUUUCACCAGGCCGAGGGACUGACCUCGAAGAUGAUGCCCACUUCUGCCACGACAGAACAACAGGACCGCAGCACCACGACUGCCAAAAGCGCCCACUUCUACCAGCAGGAACAAAGCCAAUUAUCAAGCCAGUUGAACGCUCUUGCUGAAAACGAAAAGCUCCGGCAGCAGUUGCAAGAAGCGACGGAAGUUCGGGACCGGUUUCAAAAACAGCUCCAGCAAUCCUGCGCUUUAGUGGCCCAGAAACAGGACGAGGUGGAUGAGGUGACCAAAAAGUUGAAACAGCUGAAACAAGACCACCAGGCAGAGCUGUACCAGCAACAGCAACAGCAUUUAAAUCAACUACACCACCAGCGAAGUACUAGUAGAACUACUUUGGACGGUAGUAUAAGUGCUGCGGCUGCGGCUGCUCCGUCGGGAGUUGCAGCAGAAGUAGCUGGCACUUUGAGUUGUACUUCUGCCCCUCAUGAUGCACCACCGUUGAUCCUGUCGGAAACUGCCUCGCAACAGCAGCAGCACGAUUCGCUACUGAUGACGGCCCUCGGAAUGUAUGGAUUGCAAAAAUGUCUGUCUCUGGAAAAUUGCAACUGGUCAUGCUAUGCUAAAUCCGAAUCAUGCAAAAAUCUGUGUUGCAUGAGUGCCAAAAGCUGUCCACUUUCGACCAAGAUAGGAAGGAGUUUCUCAUGCAGGAUAGGCAUGACAGAGACCUCACAGUAGACUCUGUCGUGCUAGGUCCCGCAUUCCAGACCUCAAGGGUCAUGGAAAACCUGCAUGACAAGUUUAUACUCUUCCAGACAUCCAGGGAUAUUUGCAAUGCAUAGAGUGGACGCUUUGGCAAAUUCGGUCAACUCGGCUACUUCAAGCCAUUUAGCGGAAAUGUGCGCGGAGAAAACUUUAUGCAUUGGAAAUUAUCGUACAGGUGUUAGUUACAGUUGUACUAGUAUUUAAAAAAAUCGCAUGACAAAUAUUUUGCUCAGCAUGAGAACUGGCAUUUGUAAUGCGGAUUCGCCUUUAGUUUUGACACUCGUAGUGCAUUAAACGGGAUUAGGAUCAUUACUGCUAGUGCAGCCACUAGUACGGUACUUUUGCAGAGGAUAGGCGUCUGAAGCUGUGGUUUUACGGGAAGAGCUGCAGAAGAUGCGGGAGAAGGUACUACAGCUACAACUCACUUUAUCGCAAGAAAAAAGUGUUACAGUUACACAUUGGCUUGCAGGCAUAGCAAUACAGACAAGCUCUGUCAUUCCGCCGGACAUGCAUGGGAGCUUUGUUUCAUACGUGUCUUCGCGUGGGAUUUCUGCAAUGCAAGCUUUCUCUCUCAUGCCGAGAAACUUGUUGCGUUGCUGAAUUCACUACAAAUGUGUAACUGUAACACUUUUUUCAUGUGGUGCACUUAGGAGUAGUUUUGGCGCAGCACCACCUGCUCCUCCUGCAUUUCAUUGACUCGUCAUCAUCAGGAUUGAAGAACUGGGGUAAGAAGUGCAGUACUUUUCUGGUAGUGCGAAGAACGCAUCAUCACCUUCUCUAGACGUAGACCCUUUAAUAAAAAAACAGGAGAAAGCCCUCCGGAGUGAACUCGAAGCCUACUACGACAGGAAAUUUCAAGACUACAGCGAGCAGAAGCGCAAGCAGUGCACGGCAGUGAUUGAACAGGCAAAACAGAAUAUCACAAGAAAAAAUUGCUUCACCGGUCGUGUAGUAAACUUCUGAUGUGAAGACGGAUGUAAGAACAAGACAGAUGUGUUUGUUUUGCUGCACAUGCAAGAAAUGGAAUGAUAUCUACUAGGCGUGUAGUUUUCCCGUAGUUCUCUCGCAUGGAAAAUUGUCUUUGUCGUGUUGAGCAAACUUGUGAUGCGCAACUUGUGAUGCGAACUUGAUGUGAUGCAAACUUGUGAUGCAAAAUCCUUACACUGAAGCACUUACUUUUUCGUACGAUACAGAAGAUGCAAACAGAGGCGACGAAGCUGAAACUGAACCUCGCCGAGGCCAAGAUGAACGAAAAGAAAAAAAUCGAAGUAUCCUGAGUAGAAAACACGUCCCCACGGCGACGGCCGCAGAGUCAAGAUAACAUGGGCACUUUGCAUCACAAAACGAACAAAUCUUGUUGUGUGUUUCGCAUGUUGACAAGUUCAUCUUUGGGCUCGCAGCGUAGUGAAAAUCGUGUUUUAGCUAGUGUAGCAGUAGCUGUGUGAUGAGAAUCAGCUGCUGCUUAUCCCGGUUCUAGCAUGACCUCACCCAUCAUGAUCUUUAAACGCCACCAGUACAAAACGCUUCUCGAUCGACUGCGCUUUGCAUUUUCCAUGCAGCUUUUUUGCAUGACAAGCAGCGGUACCAGGUCGUUCGCGUGGGCCGCGACGGACGUUUUUCCACAGGAGACGAAGAAAAGCUGCAGCCGUUGGAAAUCACAAUCCAAACGCUGGAGAAAACGAUCACGAUAUGAAUUGCAAAAGUAUCGUACUCGUACAAAUGCAUGACAAAUUCCAUCAGCAUGAGAAAUGAAAUUUGUAAUGCGGAUUUACCUUUAGAAAAAAAUUUGUAAUGCGUGAUUGCAAUUACUACAACGAGUGCGUGUGCGACACUUUUGCACAGGAUGCACGACGCUGAAGUGCGAUCUGGUCGACAAGGAGAAGAAGUUGCUGUGCAAGGAAUCAGAGCUGAUGUUGAAGAACGAACAAUUUCAACAGCUGGAGGACUCCUUCCGUUUACAACUCAAGGACAACGAGGAAGCGCAGUACAGUGCAAUGGAAGCAGAUUUCAAGACACAGUUUGAGCAGUGGAAAGCGGAAGAAAGUGCGAAGCUUAUGAUCGUGAGGAAAAAUCCCCCCUCCCCAUGUAGAGUUGAAAGCGAACCGUUCUGAAAAUUUGCGAUGCAGAUUUGAGACCACCGCCACAUGCUUAUCCUGUCUGUCUUGCAUAGAAAACAAAUUUAGCGGCGGGUCCGUCGUGUCAAAAAUAUGUAGGCGAUUUGUAAUUCUGUAAGGGUUAGAGGGCAGACGUCUACCAUAGGUGGAGGCGCCUACACCAAGAAGCCUGUACUACCUAGGCUUAGGAAUAGGAUCAUCUGUUGAUCACAGGAGCGCUUCAUUUUGAUGUAGUAACGCAGGGGUUUUAUUUUUCACUUUGAUAAAGCUCCAGCACUACUACAGCGGAAUCUCGGCGGAGGAGUGCGAGCUGUUUGAGAAGAACCAGGUAUCAAAUGCAAAUAUGUCUGGGUCUGGAAGUAGAGUGCAACUUGUAAUGCUAACUUUGGACUCUAAAAAAUUCUGUAUAGCAUGAAGAGCAAGAGGACUACUCCAGUUUUUGCUAUACGGCGACGGCACUUGUCAUGCGGGAUAGGCAUCAAGAAGCCCGUAAAAAACCUGGGAUGCUAGGGCAUGCAUCACAAACAUCAUAGGUCAUGCAAAAUGUGCAUGGCAAACGUUCCACUCUUCCAGCCUCAGACAUAUUUGCAAUGCAUACCAGGUGGAAAAGUACGAAACGCGAUUAAAAAUCGCCGAACGGGAGAUCGAACUCAUGGUGAAAAAUGAGUUCGAGCAGAAAUUGGCAACCGCGAGGACACAAAUCGAGACCCAAUUUGAAGCGGCGAAAAAGGACUAUCUGCAAGCGGAGAUUCGUGUACAGACGGAAAAUUACGAGAAAGACCUGCAGCAGAGGCUGGAUGAAACGAUGGAAAUUAGGGAGAAGCAGUUGCUAUGCUUUGCAAAAGUAUCGUAUUUUGGUAGUAAUUGCAUUACAAAGUAGCUCAGCAUGAAAUCUGUCAUGCAAUUCUACCUUGGGAUCGGGAUGGAGAUUUGUCAUUAUGCAUGACUGCGAUUACUACGAGCGCGAUAUUCCUUUUGCACAGGAUAGCUGCAGUCUGGCGCGGCGAAGAACAUGGCGGAGAACGAGAAACAGAUGGAGGAAACUUUGAAUCAAUGGAAAACUGCAUACAUUCAGGAAAAAGAAGCGGAGUGCAGAAAAAUGCGGGAGAAGGUAACAUGAGGCAUGGUGGUCAUGAUCUCAUUUUUGUCAUUUGCCCGAGAUGAACAAGAUGAAGAACAAUUACUGAUGGAGCAAAAGUAGUCAGCUAAUAUGAUUUGGCUACUUUCCUCCACUGCACGCAUCGCACACUGAAACUUGAAUUCGCAAAAUUGUUUAAGAUGAUCCAUGCAAAUAGAAAUACUGAAACUAAAGGUCGAGACCCACGUGGCAGACUUUACAGACGAAAUGCAGAAGAAACUAGCGGAGAUCAAGUCCCGCGAGGAAACAGUCGAGGACCAGCAGGCCGCGCUGAAAUCUGAGACCGAGAUUUUAGGUGUGGAAAAGACCGCGAUGAGGGCUCUGAAAGACGCGUUUGAGCUCGAAAAACUUCACUUUGAAGAAGAAAAAACGGAAAUGCAGAAACAGCAGCUGCAGAGACAAAUCCAGGACCAAGACUCGUUUCAACAUGAACUGGCGAAAAUAAAGCACGAGGAGGAGCUAUGACAGUGCACAACUCCCCGUCGUUCUCAUUUCUCAUGCAAAUCCCACAAUUCCAGCUGCUCCCUUGCGAUUGCGUCACUGUUCUGCAUUACAUAUUCCGGAAGUAGCCGAAACAGUACUUCUGCAUUAGGCGUGCAAAAAAUUUGCGAUUUGUCGGCUCCACGUGUGCUGGUGUUUGUAUUGCUGUUCAUGCUAUACAAAUGAGGGCGAGACGAGGCAGAAGUUGGGCACUCUCAUAGGAACAGAAGUGGAAGGAACGGAGUUUAGUACUUCACGAGGAAAUCGCAAAGCAAAAGGAGAUAUCCACCGCAAUAAAAGUAAUAUCGGACUACUGCUCCGUAGUAAGAAGAAGAGAAAUCGUAUGCCAAACUUUUUACCUUUAUUACGCAGCAUGAAACAUAAAGACCGAUGAUGAUUUGUAUUUUUUCUGACCGCGCUUGUUUUUAGGAGAGCUCUGUGUCAUGCGAUGAAGUCAUUUUAUUUACACUUCAUUGUUACUGCAAGGAGUGCGAUGCUCCAGAUAGAUUACUUUUGCAAUGCAUACUAGAAAUUGCAGAUGGACUUCGACGAGGAAAUUUUUCAAACGUAUGACAAUGCACAACUCCCCCUCCCCCUCAUUUGUAUAGCAUGAACGGCAAUGCAAGUGUCAGCAAGAGUGCCUGUUUUGCAUUACAAAUCAUUUGCGCUGGAUUGUAGUGCUAUUUGGGCUACCAGAAGUAGUCAUGCAAACAGCUGCGACAAGCGGUACAGCCUGGAUUUGGGAUUUUGCAUGACAAAUGAGGGGGAGGAGAGGUUGAGCAGCCUCAUAAAACGAGGGAAAAGUUGAAAAACCAGUUCGACAAGGGCUUCAAAGAACAGUUUGCAAAUAUCCUGUGUAAAAACCUCCCCACCGCAGAGUUGUCAUGCAGAUGAUAAAUUACAGGAACAUUUGUAAUGCGCACCCCCAAGGGAGGCAUUUCCAAUCGUGUUUUGGCAUUUGUAAUGCUGCUAACAGGAUACGCAGAUGGAUUUGUGAUGCGGUUCUCCUUGACCUUGCUCACAUGCACUACACGACGGACUGCAACUUGUCAUGCGUGGCUCCCAAAGCUUCUGGAUUUGUGUUGCUAAGUUCCCAAUCAUUGACUAUGGGGUCGUGGGGACGUUUUUACAUAUGAUAGCAAAAAAGGAACAACAGUUGGAAAAAAACAACGAAAUUCUGGCGAAUCAAGAGCGGGAACUGCAGAAGCAAUUGCAGAUCACGAAGCAACAGCAGGAGAAAAUGAAAAACUACUGGCAGGAGAAGCAGAACGAAAUGGAACAUCAGGAGACGCAAGCGAAAGCAUAUGCACUGGAAAAGUAAUAUCGUGCUCGUGCUCGUACGAAUUGUACUGUCGUGCAUGGCAAAUUUGCCUUUGUAGUACCAGAUCCAGCAUAUGACAAGUCUUUGAUUCUUGAGGGUAUUCAAAUUUGUAAAUAUGCAAUACGUACUUUGUGCGACACUUUUGCAGUGCAUUAAGCACUUUACGAGAAGAAAAUGUCCGAGUUGGAAAUCAACGCGAAGGCUUUGGAGGAUAUCCGGCGCACGACGGAGAAGGAAUUCACGGUGAAAUACGAACAGCUAAGGAAGUUGAAGGACGAAACCGAGGUGAAAGAGCACGAGUUGCAGCUGAAACAAGAGCUUUUGGAGUUGAAAGAGCAUAUCAACAGGAAAAAAAUCCUCUGCCACUGCCCCCGGAGAAGCGGUAGUACAUGUGUACACGUACUACUAGCUCUUGUGCCGUAUCUGCAUGGCAAAUACACUUCUUUCCUGCAAUGUUGAUCCUGUUCAACAUGACAAGAACCUCACGAAGUUCUUGGGCGCGAUGAAAUUUGAAUUUGUGAUGCAUUUUGUAGUACAGCGCUGUUUUUGAUGUACGGAAUAAUAAACGGAGGUAAAGGUAUUGGAAAAUUUUUCGUGUCGAUAGAGCAAGACUUCGAGAAACAAGCAAAGGCCCUGGCGCUGCGCGGGAGCGAGCUGCUGUUGCACAGCCAACAGAUCUGCGAUCAUUCGACCCAGCAGUACAAAAAUAAUCUUCACACCAGCAGUUCGAAGAGCGCAGAAAAGCUGCGGCGCGCAGGCGCCGGCGGGGUAGAAGUUUCUAGCAGCAGUAGUAGUAGUGGUGCUGCAGCUGCUUCUGCUUCAUCUACAAAUGAGAAAUCAUCUUCCAAAACAAGUUCCACCUCUACCUGUCCGCCCCCCUUGCGGAUGAACACCGCAGGAGGAGGUCCUGUUGGGACGAACGGCGGCGAGAUCAGUGCGCGAACUACAACUACAAAUCAAGAGGACAAGGACCUGCAAAUCCAGCAGCUGCAAGCGGAGUUGUUGAAGCAGCAGGAGCAACACGAGCAGGAGAAGGAUGAGGAGAAGAGGCGCUAUAAACUGCAGCUGAAAAUCGCUGUGGAGCACACCCUAUCCUGUGCAAAAGUAUCUUACUCGUAGUAAUCGCAGUCGUGCAUUACAAAUCUUAAGGCAAAUCCGCAUUACAAAUUCCAUUUCAGAUGCUGAGAAUAUUUGAAAUGCGAUUUCUACUAGUGCGAUGCUUUUGCAUUUCAUACACCCGGGCCAAGAUGGAGCGCAGGUGCAGCCGGCGGGCCGCGAUAUUGAGCGAAAAUUCGACGUACGAGGCAGGUGCAGAAGUUUCUUCAGGCGGAAAUAAUACUAGUAACAGCGUGCUCCUGAAUGCUGCAGCAGCAACUUCUACCUCCAAUAGCCAAUUACUGCUGGACACCAGCCGCACGACAAACAGUUGCCUGCAUUCCAAUCUCGGCUCCUGUUUGUCGGAAAAAAACUCAAUUUCCUUGCAAGAGGAAUAUAACAUCAACAGUCAAGAACGCACGGCCGCAACGAGCAAGAACCACCACCAACACCACCAACAAGGUCAUCAAGAGCAUCCGGAGGAAAUCAAGCGGGAAUUAGUCGCCGCUUCUCGGGAGGUGAUGCGGAGUCUGAACGGAGAGGCUGGAACUGGUUCUUCACAAGAAGAAGGCGCCGGGAUGAACCACGGUCAACACGACGAUCAUCCAGCCGCGGCUGAACACGAUCAAGAAGAAGAACCAUCCGACACGAGGCCCGUCAAGCCUGCUUGGUGCAAGAAACACCUUCUCGCCGCCGCAGGUGCGCAAGCAGCUUCUUCGCGUGAAAUAGUAGAUCCGUCGCAUUUCUUGCAACUGCCACCCUCGGAGAACAGCACUCGGGCCAGCUCGAAGGAGCAACAGCAAGAGAUAAGUCAGAGCACAAUUUCGAGCAAAAUUUUUAUCCAAGAGCCUUCUGCUGGAGUUGUCAACUUGAACAAGAAUCAGCAAACAACAAGUGGAUCUUCAAUAAACAACUCCUACGACGAAACGUGGCAAAUGAAUCCGAUUAUCCUCUGCAAAAGUUGUUGUAUCGUGCUAGUUAAAAUUGCAGGACUGCAUUGCAAAUUUCUUCCUCAUGUCUGAUCACCAUCACGCAUAACAAAGAACUCGUCUGCGUCUCUCAGGUACUGUGGGUUCAAAAACUUAUUUGUGAUGCAAGUUAUUCUUUAGUAGAAGCGAUACAACUUUCAUUAUUGCGAUGUAUACCGAAAUUUGAGAAGCAAAUCCAAGCGCUGAACCAAUUGGAGCAGAAAGGAGAGACGAAGCACAUGAUGCACCAGCUAGUAGGAGGAGCUACAACUACGACCACUAGUAUUAGCAAGGACGAGUCUAUUUCUGGUUCCUCAUCAUCUGCGAAGACGAUGAGGAUAAAUCGAAAUCGUUUCGCUUUCGACGAAGAUCUGCUGACAUGAAAAAAGUGGUUUUAUUGUCAGGAGUCCUGACAGGGCAAGGACUAGAUCUAGAACUAGUACAACGACAUCAAGAUGAAGAUGAAAUCCGGUUCUUGUACUAGAAGGCCCCGGUCGUCAAGAUUGCACCUCGUCCCGGAGGAAUCAUUAGAGGGAAGGACGUGAGGUGGAACUUCAAAACUAAAGAUACUAAGUAAGACGGUGCUACCUACAUUUGUCUGAGUCCGCUCCCGUUGUAUUCUUCACGAGCAUGAAGACCGUGCUUUUGUCAGGCAGCUUUAUGUAAAAUGAUUGUACGACAAGCUCGCAGGAUCUGUUGAAUUAUAUGCCCAUAAUUUACUGACAUUCUAGAACAACUCAAAAGCGUCGUGCUCAUCAUCUGACAUAGUAUCCCAUUGUAAGAUUGUGCUGCUCGAACUUAGAGUUACAUAAACGAAGUACUACUCGAUUGUAAUUAAAACAACAUUUGAACAGAGACAGGCAAACUUAAACUUUAUCCGUUCCCGACACGACAAUUUGUUUCUAUCACAACAUCCUCGUACCAUGACAACAC
Amoebophrya sp. A120 is the source of this 9071-nucleotide messenger RNA. The record is from the annotation of a GenBank genome assembly. Lineage: Eukaryota; Dinophyceae; Syndiniales; Amoebophryaceae.